UCAGAAGUCCACAUUUUACAUUUCUUCUCAGAAAAGCAAAAGCUUUCACAUUUUUUCCCCCUACAUUUCAUCAUGUCUCAGACAGUUGUUCUCAAGGUUGGUAUGUCAUGCCAAGGCUGUGUUGGAGCUGUCAACAGAGUUUUGGGGAAAAUGGAAGGUGUUGAAUCAUUUGACAUCGAUAUAAAGGAGCAAAAAGUGACCGUAAAAGGAAAUGUGGAACCAGAAGCUGUUUUCCAGACUGUUUCAAAGACCGGAAAGAAGACUUCGUUUUGGGAAGCACCAGCACCAACACCAGCACCAACUGAACCCGAAACAAAGCCCGUGGAAGAAAAGCCCACAGAAACACCAGCUGAGCCCGAACCAAAGCCCGCGGAAGAAAAGCCCGCAGAAACUGUUGCUCCAGCAUGAUGAUGAUAUAGCUUAAUUAAUGGGCUGAAAAUUUAUACCAUAUGCUUGUGAUUUAUACUAAAAGCCAGAAUGUGAUCUUAAUGAGUGCUGAAAUAAUUGUCUUGCUAAUUUUCUGUGUUUGGUUUUCUUGUAAUGUUGAUAGUAAGUUUUGCUAUCAAAUCAUGUAUCUUGUAUUUUAAUUUGUGCAUGUUUUGGAUCAUCAAAAAGAUUACAAUUUGAAAAUAGUUGGAAAUA
Messenger RNA from Solanum verrucosum, 642 nucleotides. Its product is annotated as copper transport protein ATX1-like. Gene Ontology annotation, molecular function: metal ion binding. The transcript is spliced from 3 exons. The record is from RefSeq and is a predicted model, not a curated record. NCBI's taxonomy places the organism in Eukaryota, Viridiplantae, Streptophyta, Magnoliopsida, Solanales, Solanaceae. The coding region runs from base 73 to 408 and encodes 111 amino acids.